Messenger RNA from Periophthalmus magnuspinnatus, 1995 nucleotides. Its product is annotated as ATP-binding cassette sub-family G member 4-like. The record is from RefSeq and is a predicted model, not a curated record. Lineage: Eukaryota; Metazoa; Chordata; Actinopteri; Gobiiformes; Gobiidae. The coding region runs from base 1 to 1995 and encodes 664 amino acids. Gene Ontology annotation, molecular function: ATP hydrolysis activity; ABC-type transporter activity; ATP binding. Gene Ontology annotation, cellular component: plasma membrane. The transcript is spliced from 14 exons.
AUGUCUGUGCGCCCGGCGUUUUACCUUGUCUCGAUCACCACCACUCCUUAUUUCACACAGAUGCCCGCCCUGGACAAUAGAGGCCUGGAGCUGGACUCUGUGAGCGUAGAUGACCCUGUCGUAUGUAACGGUAACGGACAGAUCCAGCAUCAGGACAGCGCCAUGACGACCCAUCUGAAGAAAACCAACAACCAGAUGACCAAGCCGCACCGCUUCAACCAUCUGCCCAAACGCCCCGCUGUCGAUCUGGAGUUUAAAGACCUCUCAUACAGCGUCCAGAAGGGGCCGUGGUGGAGGAGGACAGGUUUUAAAGCCUUGCUCAAGUCUGUGUCUGGAAAAUUCUGCAGCCGAGAGCUCGUAGGAAUUAUGGGUCCCUCAGGCGCCGGCAAGUCCACAUUAAUGAACAUACUGGCUGGAUACAGAGAAACCGGGAUGAAAGGUCAGAUCCUGGUGAACGGGAAACCGCGAGACUUAAGAAAGUUUCGAAAAAUGUCGUGUUACAUAAUGCAGGACGACAUGCUGCUGCCGCACCUCACCGCGCGAGAAGCCAUGAUGGUUUCAGCAAACUUGAAGUUGAAUGAAACGAUGCAUGUGAAGAAAAAACUGGUGGCUGAGAUAAUGACUGCCUUGGGCCUGUUGGACUGUGCCCACACCAGGACGAGUGCCUUGUCUGGGGGGCAGUGUAAGAGACUGGCCAUCGCUCUGGAGCUCGUCAACAACCCCCCUGUCAUGUUCUUCGACGAGCCCACCAGUGGCUUGGACAGUGUCUCGUGUCACCAGGUGGUGUCACUGAUGCGCUCUUUGGCUCAGGGAGGACGCACCAUCAUCUGCACCAUCCACCAGCCCAGCGCCAAACUGUUUGAGAUGUUUGACAAGCUCUAUAUCCUCAGUGAGGGCCAGUGUGUUUACAAAGGCUCGGUGCCGUACCUCAUCCCGUACCUGAAGACCCUGGGCCUGCAUUGUCCCACCUACCACAACCCCGCUGACUUUAUCAUUGAAGUGGCCUCUGGAGAGUAUGGGAACAUGAACCCGGUGCUGUUUGAAGCGGUUCAGAGCGGAUUGUGUGCUCUGGACGAGACGAAAAGCCUCAACCAAAACAAUGGACACCAGAUCUGUACCACGACCAACCACAAGAUGGAAAGCCAUACUUUUGCAACCAGCACUUUAAAACAGUUCUAUAUUCUGUUCAAAAGGACGUUUAUAACAAUAUGCAGAGAUCAGGUUUUGACCCACCUCAGGAUCAUUUCACACAUCCUGGUCGGUGUGGUAACAGGUUUACUGUAUCUCAAAAUUGGAAACGAUGCAAACAAAGUCUUAAACAACACCGGCUUCCUCUUCUUCUCGAUGCUCUUCCUCAUGUUUGGAGCGCUCAUGCCGACCGUCUUAACAUUCCCUCUGGAGAUGCCUGUGUUUUUGAGAGAACAUCUGAACUACUGGUACAGUUUAAAAGCGUACUGUCUGGCAAAAACCAUGGCGGACAUACCCUUUCAGGUGCUGUGCCCGGUCCUGUACUGCACUAUCGUGUACUGGAUGACGGAGCAGCCCCCCGAAGCCGCUCGGUUCCUGCUCUUCAUCGCUCUGUCCAUCUGCACGUCUCUGGUGGCUCAGUCUCUGGGGCUGCUGGUCGGAGCCGCCUCCACCUCUCUGCAGGUUGCCACAUUUAUCGGUCCCGUCACUUCCGUCCCAGUGCUGCUCUUCUCCGGUUUCUUUGUCACCUUUGAUACGAUCCCCAAGUAUCUUCAGUGGAGCUCGUAUAUGUCUUACAUCAGGUAUGGUUUUGAGGGAGUGAUCCUGUCCAUCUACGGCAUGAACCGCUCGGAGCUGGAGUGUCCGGGGAAAGCGUGCCGGUUCCAGCAGCCGGAGGACGUCCUGCAGCUGAUGGACGUGCAGGACGCUAAGCUCUACCUGGACUUCAUCGUUCUGGGCAUCUUCUUCCUCAUCCUGCGCCUGGCCACGUACCUCGUCCUCCGCUACAAGAUCAAGGCUGAGAGAUAG